This is a messenger RNA of Pogona vitticeps (central bearded dragon), 303 nucleotides long. NCBI's taxonomy places the organism in Eukaryota, Metazoa, Chordata, Lepidosauria, Squamata, Agamidae. The record is from RefSeq and is a predicted model, not a curated record.
UCUUAAUUUCUGCUCUGUUCCAGUUUGACAAUUUCAAGCGAGUCUUCAAGGCCGUUGAAGAACUCCGUGGGUCGCUGGUAGAAAACAUCCAACAACACUUCCUGCUCUCGGACCGGCUUGCCAGGGAUUAUGCAGCCAUCGUGUUUUUCGCCAAUAGCCGCUUUGAGACUGGGAAAAAGAAGCUGCAGUACCUGACUUUCGAAGAUUUUGCCUACUGUGCCGAGCAGAUGAUUCAGAACUGGACUUUAGGGGCAGUGGGUAAGUCUGGUCCAGAGCCAUUCGGAUCUUGUGACUCGGCACCGG